Messenger RNA from Solenopsis invicta (red fire ant), 1636 nucleotides. RefSeq names its product transmembrane protein 192. Gene Ontology annotation, cellular component: lysosomal membrane; late endosome. Bases 687 to 1439 code for a protein of 250 amino acids. The transcript is spliced from 4 exons. NCBI's taxonomy places the organism in Eukaryota, Metazoa, Arthropoda, Insecta, Hymenoptera, Formicidae. The record is from RefSeq and is a predicted model, not a curated record.
AAAAAGUAACAAAAGCUCUUGUGUUCAAAUUUAACAAAAAUAUUUCAAUGAAACUUUCGAAACUGAAGAAAAAAUCAUCGCAUUUUUAUUUACAUGAAAAAUACUGAUAGCAUUUUCUACAGCAUCAAAAAUUAUUGAUGUUUCGAGAUUAUUGCUCCGAGAAAUCUUACUCUCAUCGCUUUAUUCAUUACGCUCUGACAUUGCUCCGACAUCUCGGAGAGUCUCAGGCUGAGAGCCACUGCUCGAGCAGUCACGAAAUACGCGUGCUGGUUUAGUGGUCUGCGCAAUUCGAGCAGACGAGGUCAGACGUGACCGUGACGGUAUAAGACGAGAGAAACGUCACCGUGGCUUUCUCGCGUGUUUGACAGGAUCUUGUGUGGUACGGCUUCGUUCUCGAAGUGAUUUCAGAAUGUGCUGCGCGUUACAAUCGAUAAGAUACGCGAGCUUUCAGCUAUCAUUCGCCGCCAGCCCGACGCCGCGGAUGUAAACAUAACCUAACCCUAACCUAGAGACGCUACUUUCCAAUCGCUUUUCCGUGAGUACCCUAGAAAUCCUAGUCUUAACUCGAACCUAACCUCGUCCUAGGAUCAUAUGACUGAUUCUGCAGAUUUGUACUAACGAACGAUGUAAGGUGUUCGUUAAGGAUAAAUGAUACUUUAUGAGUGUCCUCUGAUCGACCUGUUAAGAUGGAGGACGUGUCGGGGGAGUACUUUCAGCCGAUUUUGAGCUCUCAGGAAGAAGACAAUUUUCAGCAGUUAAACACUGUGUCAAUCGUGUCGAUUCCACUUUUGCUUGGAGUCUCUUUGGGAAUCUGUGGAAUUGUGUUUGUGUCCAUUUGGCCAGAAGAACAGAACAAAUGCGACACAUAUUUUAUAUACUUGUACCUCCACUGUGCCUAUUGGCUAACAGUCAUGGCGAUAGACCACAUUGUCAAGGCGAAACACCAUAACUUGCGUAUUAAUGGGUACCUAGAUUUUUAUCAGUCGACAUAUCAACUUAUAAGGACGCCCCUUUUCAUCGCGUCGUUGUGGAACACGUGCUUCUUAUUGCUAGCUGUGAUUCUACAUCACACGCAUAAAGUCGACUACGAGCAGUAUUGCAGAAAGUCAGAGUGGUUCACACCACUGAACUAUAUUUUUUUCCUAACUAUUUUGGAACUCGUGAUAAUCGUGCCAGCUUACAUUAAUUAUAUCAAGAGAGUUAUGAGAUUCAAUCGAUUACGUCCACCGUCCGAUGUCACUCGCGACGAAUGGCUGUCGCCCUUUACACAAGAUUCCUAUUCUGGAAUGGGGGAAAUUGGGUAUCAACAGAGGGGGAGGAAUUUGGAGGAACUGCUGGAAAAGCAGGCAGACUUGAUAAGAUAUCUGAAAGAUCACAACGUACAGCUAAGUCAUAGAAUAAUGCUAUUGGCGUCUCAGCGCAGAACAAUAGAGACAUAAAACAAAAAAAUAGUGAUUAUAUAUCUCUCUUACGAAAUGACGAAAGACGUUUGUUAUUAUUUAUAAUUGUGAUGUUACGUCGGAGACCAAGAUUUUAAAUUGUUAUUGUGAUAUAUACGAUGUCUUGAAAUUAAAUUCAAUGCAUAGAUGUAUAAUAAAUGUAUCAUAUGUUUGAAAAAAUCAUACUGUUACCGCAU